CCCUUCCCCCACCCCUCCCACACACACACACACACACCACCACCUCCUCCCUCUCCCUUGUUUGAGUGUCUCUGCCUUGACUGGUGCAGUCUGAGGGAUGGGGGGUUAGAGCCUGCACCGUCCAACUACCUGUGUGGCCCCCGCAUGGAGGACAGUGGACAGGGAUGCGCUUGAUGCAGGACAUUUUAUCCGAGAGACGAAUGCCUCCUCAGCAUUUUAUCGGACAUGCCGACAUUGUAUUGACAACAUAAACCAAGGCAUUGCAUGUGCCAACUUUUUUCUGUGAAUAUGCCUUUGUGAGAAACUCUCUGGCUCGUCACCCUCGCCGGGAUUCCCCGCAAUAUUUUCAAGAAGAGACGAGAGAGAGGAAAAGAUCUGCAAAAAUGGACAAAGAGGGUGCAGGUACUCAAUAUGAGCCUGUGGCCGAGAUUGGAGAAGGCGCUUAUGGGAAAGUGUACAAAGCGAGAGAUUUGAAGAACGGGGGACGCUUUGUAGCCUUAAAAAGAGUUCGUGUCCAGACAGAGGAAGAAGGGAUGCCUCUCUCCACCAUCCGGGAGGUGGCGGUACUGAGGCAGCUUGAAGCCUUUGAGCACCCCAACGUUGUCAGGUUGUUUGAUGUGUGUACAGUCUCUCGAACUGACAGAGAAACCAAACUCACUCUGGUCUUCGAGCACGUGGAUCAGGACCUGACCACGUACCUGGAGAAGGCCCCUGACCCCGGAGUACCACCCGAGACCAUCAAGGAUAUGAUGUACCAGCUGCUCCAGGGGCUGGACUUCCUGCACUCACACCGCGUGGUGCACCGUGACCUGAAGCCCCAGAAUAUCCUGGUCACGAGCGGAGGACAGAUCAAACUGGCUGACUUUGGUCUCGCUCGCAUCUACAGCUUCCAGAUGGCGCUCACCUCUGUGGUGGUGACACUAUGGUACAGAGCCCCAGAGGUGCUGCUCCAAUCCAGUUACGCCACCCCAGUGGACCUGUGGAGUGUCGGCUGCAUCUUCGCUGAGAUGUUCAGGAGAAGACCGUUAUUUCGAGGAAAUUCAGAUGUUGAUCAGCUGGGAAAGAUUUUUGAUGUUGUUGGGGUACCUUCAGCAGAAGACUGGCCUCAGGAAGUGGCCCUACCACAGAGUGCCUUCACCCCCCGACCCCCUAAGCCGAUAGAGAACUUGGUUCCAGACAUGGACGAGCAAGGACGGGCUCUCUUAAUGCAAUUCCUCGCCUUCAAUCCCUCCAGGAGGAUAUCGGCCUUUGCUGCGCUGAGCCACCCCUACUUUCAAAGUGUGGACAGCCUCAGUAGGAGUGUGUAUGCAGCCCAGCCUAUCCCCAGCAACAAGCCCACUAUAGAGGAGAGGACUGCCUGACCGUCCUCCUUCACCCAUAAUCAUCCAAGUGUCCAUAAAAAGUAUUCUGCAUACCCCACCUUGGUGUUAUUCAUGUGUUAUUGUUUUAAAAGGGUUUAAUCCAAGUCUGUUAAUUAAGCCUUUUUUGACACUGAUCUACAGAUGAAUGUACAAUGUCAAAGUGAAAAUAAGUCUGUAGAAUUAAUUGUAAUUUAAGUACAUAUAUAGCAAUCACCACUUCUAGCCGCUAUUUAUUUAAAUGCACCUUUGACAUCAUUUGUAGGCUUGAGUCGAUUUGGUUAAAUCUGUAUUAGUUUUUCCACGUUUUCAAUUUCGCUUCAUUUUUCUCUGCAAAAAUCCUCAGGCUGACAGGGUUUAUAGUGAGCAUGACUGAACAGCAGUUUUAAAAUCCUGCUACAGCUUCUGGAUUGGAUUUAGGUCUGAAUUUUUUAUUUGGCCACUUGAGUAAUGUCCUUCUGAAGACAGGCCUGUGCUGCUUUAGCUUUGCGUUAGCAGAUUUAUAAAACUCUUUACCAAGCAUGGCAGGAGGUUUCUUGGUGCACCUUGGAGUCGUCUUUCACUUCCACGUGCCUUUUUGACAAAUGAAAGCUGAAAUGUUAGGAAAUUUUUCAUCAGUGGCUUUGUCUUUGCCAAUUGGCUAUAAAGCUUGAAAUGCACCCAGCAGGCUCAGUCAGUGACCCUCCCACCAUUCCUACUGCAGGACACACACUGUAGCCUUCCUCGCUAUUGCCUUGAGGAUGACCUGCUUUAGACAGACAUGUACUCGCAGCCUUCAUAUUUUGCUAGCUAUCCUUCCAUUAAUUGGUACUAUUCAGAGUCACAUAAAUAGAUUUUUUUUUUUUGAUAAUCAGUGUCAAAAAAGUUUAAUCAACUGUGAUUUCAUAGUGUACAUAAAAUAACAUAAACAAAACAUGAAAUAGACCAAGGGGUAAAAUACUUUUUAUAGUCAAUGUACAAAGCUCCUGGAAAGUAUUCCUAAAGAGAGGGUAAAGAUGGUGUCAAGAAGAAAGCUCCCAUCCCCUGAGAAAUGCACAAAAGCUAUCCUCCUUCCAUGAACUGAUGGAUUGUAAUUGCUGCUUUUAGGUUGUUAAAUGUUGAUGAUUGACUAUUAUCAAUGCAAAAGAGACUUGCAUCUCAGAUUGACUGGUAGCAGUGGGCAGACAGACUGUAAAGAGGCCAUGCGGCAGAGGCCUCUUAAGGACCCGUGUUUAGCCUUGCAAGAGUCCUCUUGACUGGGGGACCAGACCGUACAGGAGCCUGGGUGGACAGCACGGACCUCAGGCACCUUUGUGCUCACUGUGGGUGUGUGCAGUGAGCACAUAUACAGUGCAAGCACACCCACAAAUAUGUACACAACAUUUAGUGUGUGCACCACCACUGACAUUUAACAAGCUCAUGUACACACCUACUUAUUGAAACAUUAUUAGGCAUCACAAGCCAGCCACUCACUGCCAUGUCGUAACUUAUCAUUCCAACUCAUCAUGUAUUAUAUUACUGCCACCUUGAGGAUGUCUUGAGUAACUGCAGACCAGUAGCGGGAUUCUAAUGGUUUCUGCACACUUCAAGGAACUCAUCAUAAUGGGCUGAUGUCGGUGCUGAGACAAAGAUGAAAGAACCUUAUAGAAACGUUCCUGCCACUCACUUGGUGUUUAUUACUUGCUUCUAGUCUGGCAACAUGGGCUUUUAUCAUUAUAAAAUACAAUUAUUAUUUGUUAUCCGAAUAAUACAGUAAUGCACAGGCAACAGGUGGACAAAGUCCCACCAGCACUAUUCAGCAUGAAUACAUUUGGCACAGAAUAGUGUCGCCAAUAUUCUGUAUUUAAUUUUAAUUUUAUUGACAAGUCUUAUAUGCUUGUUUUUGUCAAGUUGUUACUUGAUUUAUUUUUUUUUAAGAUGCUGGGGCAUACAAUGUUCUUACACCAAUUACACCAACUCUUUAGAUAAUGAUAGAAUUUGUGUAAGAAUAGUUUGUCAGUGUAAGGAAUGUACAAAGGAUAGGCAUUGGUACUGUACAGCGUAGAGUGCUAAGUACAAGCUGCAAUGAUAGAAAACUUUUGAUACGUGCAUCGUCAGCCCAUAGAUACGUCGUAAAAAUGGAUAGAUGUAGAGUUAGCGAGGGUCAGUGGAAUGUUGUGUGGCGAGAGUAUUUUGUGUAUUAAAAAUGUUGGCGGGCUCUGUGGGUGCUUGUUGAAUUACUCUUGCUUCGGAUUGAGAGUUCUAAGAACUUUAGAGUGGUUUUGAUAAUGAAAUAAUGCAUAAAUAUUUUGCGUACAGUUUUUGCUCUAUUUUACAGUAAUGUCCCUUUGUAUUCAAGUUUUUACCAGCAAGGAAAAAGCAAGUUAUGCAGAGUUGUAUUUUUGUAUGUAGUAGUUCUUGCAGAACAGUAACAUAUUUUAACACUGGUUUACGUUUUCUUAACAGGUAGUGCUGCUAGCACACACACACAACCACACUCUCUGACUUUCUCAGGUUCUUGGUAUGGUUCUUGUCCGAACCUUUCGGGCACAGUUUGCACAUCCCUGGGCUACUAACUGACCACAUUGCAUCUCCUUCAGGUUUUCUUUCAAACUGUUCCACAAUUGCAUCAUUGAUCAUAGUCUACUGUCAUUCCUAUUUAUCAGAUAUAUGUUACUGUAGUCAUUACUGUCUGAAGAUAACUGCCUGUAUGAACUGUUUUUGCCAGCAACCUUUAAUUGCUAGGUGGCAAAUACAAUGUAGAUCCAUGUAUAAUUGUCUGUUCGACUAAGCACUGUGUGAAUUUUCUAUUUGAUAACGACUCAUAUCUGGUGUCAGUGAUGCAUACAGUACAAUGCAAUGAAAGUUCCAAAUACUUUAGGCUUAGAAGUUUACAGAUAAUAUGGUGACUGCUUUAGUCUUAUUACACUUGAUACAAUCACUGUAUACUUUUUUUCUCCAGUUAACCCGUUUGAAAUACAUUUCAGACUCAUAACAUAAAACUGAAGUCCACUGUUGAGCUUUUAGAAGUUUCACUGUUUCAAAACAUGUCUUGGUGCAUCCCAUAAUUCAAAUUACAGAUAUGUUCCUGUGUCACCCUUGUUUUAAGCAUAUGGAAAUGGAGACUAGGAGGAACACUCAUGGCAUUAUACUUAUGUAUACAUGCUGGCAUUGGUGUCUUAUUAUUGUGUUGCACCAGUUGAAUAAAAACUUUUUUGUAA
This is a messenger RNA of Scatophagus argus, 4537 nucleotides long. RefSeq names its product cyclin-dependent kinase 6 (gene cdk6). Gene Ontology annotation, cellular component: cytoplasm; cyclin-dependent protein kinase holoenzyme complex; nucleus. The record is from RefSeq and is a predicted model, not a curated record. Bases 384 to 1361 code for a protein of 325 amino acids. The transcript has 8 exons. Gene Ontology annotation, molecular function: cyclin binding; ATP binding; cyclin-dependent protein serine/threonine kinase activity. Gene Ontology annotation, biological process: G1/S transition of mitotic cell cycle; protein phosphorylation; regulation of G2/M transition of mitotic cell cycle. NCBI's taxonomy places the organism in Eukaryota, Metazoa, Chordata, Actinopteri, Scatophagidae.